UCUUUGUGCAAUGAACCCUGCCACUCUGGUCAUCGGAAGAAAACGAAGGAAGGGGAAAGGUUUUGUUGCUAUGAUUGUGCUCCAUGCCCAGAGGGGAAGAUUUCAAACCAGAUUGAUAUGGACGUCUGUUUCAAUUGCCCAGAAGAUCAGUAUCCAAACAGGAAGAGAAAUGGAUGCAUCCCCAAAGUUGUACACUUUUUGUCCUAUAAAGAACCUUUAGGGAUCACUUUAACCUCACUUAGUGUCUUAUGUUCUCUGAUUACUGCUUUGGUGUUGGCUAUUUUUAUCCAGCACAACGAUACCCCCAUAGUCAUAGCCAACAACCGAGAUCUCACCUACACUCUCCUGGUCUCCCUCCUGCUCUGCUUCCUCUCCUCUUUGCUUUUCCUCGGCCAACCUAGGAAACUGACUUGCCUUCUCCAACAAACUGCUUUUGGCAUCAUCUUCUCAGUUGCUGUUUCUUGUGUGUUGGCAAAGACCAUCAUUGUUUCUCUAGCAUUCAUAGCCACAAAGCCAGGAUCCAAGAUGAAGAAAUGGGUGGGAAAGAGACUGGCUCAUUCCAUUGUCCUUUCAGCUUCCCUCAUUCAAGUUGGUAUCUGUACUCUGUGGCUGACAACAUCUCCCCCCUUCCCUGAUCUAGACAUGAAUUCAGUAGCUGAAGAAACCAUUGUACAAUGUAAUGUUGGGUCAGCCACCAUGUUCUAUUGUGUCUUGGGCUACAUGGGCUUUUUGGCCAUUGCUAGUUUCAUUGUGGCCUUCCUGGCCCGCAAGUUACCUGACAGUUUUAAUGAAGCCCAGUUCAUCACCUUCAGUAUGUUAGCAUUUUGCAGUGUUUGGAUCUCAUUUGUUCCUACCUACCUGAGCACAAGAGGGAAAGCCAUGGUGGCUGUGGAGAUCUUCUCCAUCUUGGCCUCCAGUGCUGGGUUACUGGGUUGCAUCUUUUCCCCAAAAUGCUACAUCAUUGUGCUGAGGCCAGAACUGAACAGCAGGGAUCAAUUGAGACGAAGAAAGGAUUAA
Messenger RNA from Lacerta agilis (Sand lizard), 1017 nucleotides. Its product is annotated as vomeronasal type-2 receptor 26-like. Gene Ontology annotation, biological process: G protein-coupled receptor signaling pathway. Gene Ontology annotation, molecular function: G protein-coupled receptor activity. The record is from RefSeq and is a predicted model, not a curated record. The transcript is spliced from 2 exons. Lineage: Eukaryota; Metazoa; Chordata; Lepidosauria; Squamata; Lacertidae. Bases 118 to 1017 code for a protein of 299 amino acids. Gene Ontology annotation, cellular component: membrane.